AUGAUAAGCUAUUCAUCACACAAACUUCGACGGCAAACCAAACAUAUUGCUGACGCCUGCAUUCGGCCAAAAUGCUGCGGUAACGCUGCGGUCUGCCUUAUAUAUAGCACGCCAACCAGUAUCUAUAUCCCAGCUAUGGCAUCUACCUCUUCCCCCACCCGCGUCGCAAUCAUCGGAGGUGGUAUCGGUGGCUUGACUCUUGCCCGUAUUUUGCAGUUGCGCCAAGUUCCCUCGCUGGUCUUCACGCUCUACGAAGCCGACGCCAAUGCGUCGCUUAGAGGGAGUUUUGGGGGCUCGCUUGAUCUUAAACGCGACUCCGGCCAGCGAGCAAUGCGAGAGGCCGGACUGCACGCUGAGUUCCUCAAGCUUUCGCGGCCAGUGGGCGGGGCGUUACGGCUCCUGGACGACUCUGGCAAGAUAUUGAUAGAAACUCCAGGCAAUCCGGAUGAUAUGUAUAAUCCGGAGAUCGACAGAGGUCAUCUGCGCUCAUUGUUUCUCGACUCUCUGGAGUCCAACACCAUCCAAUGGGGAUGCAAGGCAACUUCUGUUGAGCAAGACACCACAACAGGCAAAUAUUCGAUCCAAUUUUCCUCCGGUAAAAGAGAGGGUAACUUCGACAUUGUGGUGGGGGCUGAUGGUGCAUGGUCUUGCGUUCGCUCUUUGGCAUGGCCCGGAGUUUCCCCAUCGUACUCUGGCGUCACUUUCCUCGAGACCAAAGUCAAUAUGAAGACAUAUGCGGAGCUAACGUCUUUCGUUGGCGAGAAUUUGAUGAUCGCAAUGAACGGUGGCAAGGGCAUUAUUGCGCAGAUGAGCUCAAAUGAUAUGCUCACGGUCUACAUCGCUGUUCGCGUGUCGGAGGACUGGUCGCGGACCUCACCCGUUGCGUUGGCGGGGACACCGGAGGAGAAGAUUCGACUUAUGCUCGAGCACUUUGAAGGCUGGGAUGAAUCACUGCGCCAGCUCAUUCGUGUUGGCGAGAACCCUAUAGUCCGCCCAAUCUAUGCGCUGCCACACGACUCCCAGCCACGCACCAAGACCGAUAACGUGGUGCUUUUGGGUGAUGCUGCUCAUGUUAUGAGUCCGUUCGCAGGAGCUGGAGUCAACAUGGCGAUGGUGGAUGCUGCAGACCUGGCCGACGCAUUGACAAGCGGAAAGUCGUUGGAGACGUACGAGGCAGUCAUGCGUGCUCGUGCAAACGAGGCUGGAAAGGAAACCGCUGAGAAUUUGGAGUUAUUUUUCAGUGAAGAUGCAGCGAAAAAGUUGACUGCAUUGUUCCAGGGUCUCUUGGGGUUGUGA
Molecule: messenger RNA, 1296 nt
Organism: Mycena indigotica
Lineage: Eukaryota; Fungi; Basidiomycota; Agaricomycetes; Agaricales; Mycenaceae
Product: Chloride channel protein
Exons: 1
Coding region: 1-1296 (431 amino acids)
Molecular function (GO): FAD binding
Source: RefSeq, a predicted model, not a curated record